Molecule: messenger RNA, 1125 nt
Organism: Oppiella nova
Lineage: Eukaryota; Metazoa; Arthropoda; Arachnida; Sarcoptiformes; Oppiidae
Source: the annotation of a GenBank genome assembly
AAAAUGUAUAAAAAAUAUUGAAUUAUUUUGAUCAGUGGUUCAGAGCCGGGGGAACAGGACGUGAAACACCGAUUUGCGGUCGAAUGGGGAACAUAUUUAGCGAGUUCUAGAGAUUUCAUAUACGCUCACAUAGACGUGAGGGGCGGUCGAGGCACUGGCGAUACAGUAUUACACGAAUCGUGGCAUAGAAUUGGAAAUACAGAAGUCAAUGAUUACAUGAAAGCCAUUGAAUAUCUCAAAACCAAAUACCAUUACAUUGAUAACUCACGAAUUGCUGUGUGGGGCUGGGCUUACGGCGGAUACAUAGCGGCAAAGAGUUUGAUCCAGAUGAAUCAACAUAUAUUCAACUGCAGUCUCGCAGUGGCGCCCAUCACUAAUUGGCUGUAUUGGGACUCGUUUACGUCUGAGCGCUACUUCGGUGACCCCCGGGUGUCGGAGGACAGGCAUCGCUACGAGAAGGCAAACCUCAUACUCAAAGCCGAACAGUUCAGACAAAAACGACUCUUUAUUCUUCACGGAACCGCUGAUGCCGAACAGUUCAGACAGAAACGACUCUUCAUUCUUCACGGAACCGCUGAUGAUUCUGUUCAUUUGCAGCACACUUUCAAACUAAUGAAAGCCUUGAAUAGCGCCGGAGUUCUCUAUAGAUCUCAAAUAUAUCCGGACAGUAAUCACUAUUUAGAUGACGUUAGGCUUCAUGUCUACAAAUCUCUCGAAACUUAUUUAGAAGAAUGCUUUGGACUCGAAGAAGGACUCAAUGAAGACACCAAUGAUAAGAAGAAGAAGAGUGACAACAAAUCCUAAUAACAUCUCAAACAUCAAACAUAUUCUCAUAUUCUGGUCACCAGAAUCUGGUGGUCUCUCCCCUCCCUCUGCCCUUCCCGUCCCUCUCUCCCUAUGUUUGUGAACAAUAUAUUAUAAAAGUUAUAAGAAUUAGAGUUAAAGAUAAGAAAGACAUUAAUAUCUAACAAAUAAGUGCUAAACGAUUGAUAAGUAUAUUGUUUGCGAUUUACAGAUGGAUUUCAAUAUACGGAUAAAUAAUUAAAAAACUAUUUUCUAUAAUAGAUUCAAACAAUCUUAUGAUAAAUUAAAAUAUAUUAUAAUAAAUUCAUUUGAAAAAUAGAC